UCAUAAACGCACACACAGAGAGAUUCAUUCAUCUCUGCGAGGGAAAACUAAUAUAAAGGAACUGUGUGGACCGUGGAUAACAACUUUAUUCCCCCUUCCUCUCUCUCUUCCGGUGAGUCUGCGCGUGCUCGGUUUUCUUAAGGGGAUACGCCAACGGGCAUGGCCGUACUGCUCGGCAAUUUGGCACUGCUAGCGGACGCGAGUUCGCCUCGGGCAGGGUUGACAGACCGUAGGAAUCGUGCGGUGAUUUGCGACUUGAUCCUGAACCUACCCAAGAGGGACUGGUACAUCACCCACGGUGCCAAAGUUUCUGCAUCUCUUCCCGCCAGGAGCUUCGAUCUUGACGGUGAAACCAGAAAUUACCGAUUCGGCACUCCGAGGAAAAUUUUGUCCAAAGCUAACUCAGUCGAUUUCGAUGCCGAUCCGAGCGACGAGGACAACAAAAAUGGGUAUGGGGAUGAAGAUGACGACUACGACUGGGAAAAAGAAAUGCGAAAGAGAGUGAAAGAACUGGAAGAGAUGAAAGAGUUAGAGAAGAAAGCAGAGGAGUUACAGAGUCAGAUGGCCGAUGGCGAAGGCGAAAACGAAGAAGAGACGGAAGAAGAAAAGAGGAUGAGAGUGAGAAAGGAGCUCGAAAAGGUGGCGAAAGAGCAAGCUGAGCGGAGAGAAACGGCAAAGUUAAUGUUUGAGUUGGGUCAGAAGGCCUAUGGGAAGGGCAUGUAUGGUCGAGCUAUUGAAUUCCUAGAGGGCGCCCUCACAAUCAUUCCUAGGCCGACUCUGUUUGGUGGAGAGAUACAAAUAUGGCUUGCUAUGGCUUAUGAGGCUAAUAAUCGACAUGCAGACUGCAUCGCGCUUUAUCAACAAUUGGAGAAGCAGCACCCAAGUUUCAGUAUCCGACGGCAAGCCGCUGAACUCCGUUACAUAUUGCAGGCACCCAAGCUCAAAAUAUCUCAAGAAGAGAUGGUUUCUAUCCCAUUAAUUGGUUCCAGUUAUGAUAGCUAUGCAGGAACAUGGAGUGACAAAUACAAGGACCGGGACCAAAGGAGAAACUGGUCAACAACUAAUCAGCUUCCUUCAUCCAAGGAUUAUUUGGGUGACUUCAUGGUUUGGCGACCUCCUGUUGGAUGGGAGAAGAGCCAGACUUUCUGGGUUGUUUUGACUCUUUGGGUGGGCCUGGUUGGAGUUGCCCUCUUCCUUCAUAGAUGAACCGUGCAACAAGAUCUGCAUUGGGUGCUGCGAUCACAAUCCAAAAUUGAUUGCAAGAUUUUUCUCAAAUGUGAACAUGCACGAGAUCAUAGUAAUCUCUGUAAAGGUAGGUGGUGUAGUUGGCCAUAUAUAUAGGUUUUCGUCAUAACUAGUGCUUCACAAGUUUCUUUAUAAAAAUUUCUUUUGUGAAUUGUUUUACACGUUGAGAAUGACCCUUUCAUUUCUUAUUUCUUUUGGUGUCAAAGAUGUAAAAUGUUGGGAACUGAGGAGAGUCACCAAGAUAGCGGAGCUUGUUAAUGCCAGCAGUAUUUACACUGAAUAGUUGAACCCCGCUUUUAAGUUCUAA
Nelumbo nucifera (sacred lotus) is the source of this 1552-nucleotide messenger RNA. Its product is annotated as Tetratricopeptide repeat (TPR)-like superfamily protein. The record is from RefSeq and is a predicted model, not a curated record. Gene Ontology annotation, molecular function: protein binding. Lineage: Eukaryota; Viridiplantae; Streptophyta; Magnoliopsida; Proteales; Nelumbonaceae. Gene Ontology annotation, cellular component: chloroplast thylakoid membrane.